AUGCUGGCUGCUAGUGUUACUGCUUUCUGCGGCCUUCAUUAUCUACUGAUUAAUGAUGAUAAAAUUUGCUAUUGGUUUUCGGCAGGACAUCGAUUAAAGUCACGAAUUGAAUGCAGUAGCCGUUGUGGCUUGGUUAGAAUUCCGGCUCGGAUUAGGCCAUGGGAACUUGGCUUGCAAUCACAACCUAGUGUAGGAAGAAGUAGAAAACAAUCUUCAUCCAUUGCAUGCACCGCAACUGCUUUGCAGAAUGCAACUUGCAGUGCAUCAGGACAAACUCAAACUGUUACUCGUGAGGCACCAAUUAUCACCCAAGCUCCUGUUCAUUCAAAGGAGAAGUCACCGCAGCUAGAUGAUGGUGAUUCAGGAUUUCCUCCCCGUGACGAUGAUGGUGGUGGAGGUGGCGGGGGAGGUGGUGGGGGCAACUGGUCAGGUGGAUUCUUCCUUUUCGGAUUCCUCGCGUUUUUAGGCUUCCUAAAGGAUAAAGAAAGCGAAGAAGAUUACCGGGACAGUCGAAGAAGAUGAUGAGAGAUUCUCUACAUAUUGAUAACAUUUUUAAAAUCUAUAUUGCAUGUUGUUCUUCAUGUUAUAUACUUUUGAGAACCCAUUGCAUAUCGUUCUUCAUGAUAUAUUUCUAUUUUUGGAACCAAUUAUAUAUUUGAACUAUUUGUAGACUUAAUCCAAACAUGUAAAUAUAUUUAGUUAAAAAAGGACUAAAUUAAAUAUCA
Gossypium raimondii (Peruvian cotton) is the source of this 725-nucleotide messenger RNA. Its product is annotated as protein YELLOW LEAF 1, choloroplastic. Gene Ontology annotation, biological process: chloroplast organization; thylakoid membrane organization. The record is from RefSeq and is a predicted model, not a curated record. Gene Ontology annotation, cellular component: chloroplast. Bases 1 to 522 code for a protein of 173 amino acids. The transcript has 4 exons. NCBI's taxonomy places the organism in Eukaryota, Viridiplantae, Streptophyta, Magnoliopsida, Malvales, Malvaceae.